This is a messenger RNA of Babesia microti strain RI, 1278 nucleotides long. RefSeq names its product Cathepsin E-B. Gene Ontology annotation, biological process: proteolysis. The record is from RefSeq and is a predicted model, not a curated record. Bases 1 to 1278 code for a protein of 425 amino acids. Lineage: Eukaryota; Apicomplexa; Aconoidasida; Piroplasmida; Babesiidae. The transcript has 14 exons. Gene Ontology annotation, molecular function: aspartic-type endopeptidase activity.
AUGAUGUUGUUUUUAUUGUUGCAAUGUGCAACAAUUUCAUUAGCUAAGAAUUCUUGUAGAGGAACGGGCGUGAUUGAUGUACUUGAAAGACAACGAUGUGUGAAUUCUAGAAGCUCUAAUUUCCUGGAGUCACAACUUUUUAGUAUGCCAACACAUUAUGUACAACUUUAUACCAAAACAUCAUCAUUUGAAAAUGCAAAAAAGCUUCACCAAAUGCUCAUAAGGGAAGAUCCGGCGUCUAUUGAAGAGUUAAUUAAUUUUCACAAUUCGCAAUACUUUGGCAAGAUCAAAGUUGGGACGCCAGGGAAGGAUUUUGUUGUUGUUUUUGACACCGGUUCAUCGCAGCUAUGGAUACCCUCAAUCAAAUGCAGCGAUGGUUGUGAAAAUCAUGAACGAUUUGAUCCAAAAAAUUCAACAACUUAUAAGUCACAAAAUGGAGACAACGGGGAUAAGGCAAUAUCAUCAAUUAAGUAUGGCUCUGGUGAAUGCGUUCUGGAACUAGGUUAUGAUGAAGUUAGGGUUGGCAAUCUGGUUGUAAAGAAUCAAUCCAUAGGAUUGGCUUUAAAGGAAAGCAAACAUCCUUUCGGUGAUCUUCCUUUUGAUGGAUUGGUUGGUCUGGGUCUACCUGAAAUUGGAAGCAAUGGUUCAUUCGACGAUAAAAAUUCCCCAUUAAUGGAUUCUAUCAAACAUCAAAACUUGUUGAAAAAUAACAUAUUUGCUUUUUACAUGUCUGAAGAUACUAAUAUUAAUGGCGCGUUGUCAUUUGGUUCAGUAGAUCCCAAACACAUCAAGCCCGGGCAUGUUCCGCUUUGGUUCCCACUCAUAUCAACAGAUUAUUGGGAAGUGGCAAUUGAAGACAUUUUAAUUGAUGAUAAAUCAUUUGGAGCUUGUGGUGACAAUGGCUGCAAAGCAGCGGUAGACACUGGAUCUUCACUAAUAACUACUCCUUCGAUACUUGCACUUGAGCUUUAUGACCGGAUAAAAGCGGCUUCUGAUUGCUCAAACUACACUGAACUUCCAAAGAUAUCAAUUAUGAUGAAAACUGUUGAUGGAAAAACUGCAAUGCUAGACCUUGACCGUGAUGAUUACAUGUUUAAGGAUGAAGAAAAUUCCGAAUGCCUUAUGGGUAUUAUACCAAUGGAUGUACCUAUGCCCAGGGGGCCGCUAAUCGUGUUGGGAACAAAUUUUAUUAGGAGAUACUUGGCCAUUUUUGACCGCGACAAGUUGAGAAUCGGAUUGGUGGCUGCUAAUAGAAAGAAAGUUAAAGUGAAAGCUUGA